Blastomyces dermatitidis ER-3 is the source of this 3511-nucleotide messenger RNA. Its product is annotated as Amt4. Gene Ontology annotation, biological process: biosynthetic process. The record is from RefSeq and is a predicted model, not a curated record. The coding region runs from base 228 to 1160 and encodes 310 amino acids. Lineage: Eukaryota; Fungi; Ascomycota; Eurotiomycetes; Onygenales; Ajellomycetaceae. The transcript is spliced from 4 exons.
AAAAGCUCAAAAACACUAAUUGACUUUCUAGGUAAAAAGUCAGCCGCGCUUAAAAAUAAUCGAGAUAUUCUUCGCAGCAUGCCCUCGAAAGACCGUCACUUGCACGUCGCACUGGGCUGUUUCCUACCCCGCGCGCCUGAUGUGUUGGCGAUGAACUAAAUUUUUGAAGCUUCAACUGCGAUCCUGGUCAACGCUUCUAACACCCCGACCAUGCCAUAAACACAGCCAUGAAAGACUGCAUAUAUAUGAUACAGCCUGCGCCGCCUGGGCAUGAGAAAGCACCACCCCUUGUACUCAUUCACGACGGUGGCGGAACAACCGUAUCAUAUUGCUAUUUAGAUUCCCUGGACAGAGCAGUCUAUGGUAUACAGAACCCGCGUCUGUAUUCCGGCCAGCCUUGGGACCAUGGACUCCCGGAAAUGGCUAAGGUGUAUGCGAACCUGAUACUUUCAGUUGUGCCAUCGGGACGGCUUCUAUUGGGUGGAUGGUCACUAGGCGGAAUUCUGUCGUUGGAAGUGGCCAGCAUCCUGCUCAGGACAUCCACGGUCCGCAUUGUCGGGUUGGUCAUGGUUGACUCUAUCUACCCACUGGCGAUUUCGCAAGCCAAAUCGAAUGUUGUUGGCCCUCAGCCAGUGUUUAACAAAGAUACCCGGCCCGAAACCCGCCGACUUGUUUCCCAAUGCAUGGAGUUGGCUCAACCUAUGGCCGAUAACUGGAUUCCACCCGUGUGGAGUGGAUGUAGCGACUCGGAUUUGAUUCUGAAAAGGGCUGAAUUAGAGAAAGAGCUCUCUUUGAUUGAUUCGAAACCGUCAACUGAGGCCGUGGCACCUGAUGAGACUCACCUUGAUAUGAAUUGGAGUCCGGAAAACGGGGCGACGGUAUCGAACAUCGACACCCAGCUUCCAUCCAUCCCCAAAACGAUUAUCCUUCGUUGUGACGACUACGUUCCAGUGUCAAGGCCAGACCUACCGGAUGCAGUCUGCAGGGUCGAUGUCGUGCGCGAACUUCGGAUUCUGGGCUGGGAAAAGUAUCCAAAUCAUUUCACGCCCACAGUCUUGAGCAUACCUGGCCACCACUUUAACAUGUUUACAGAUGAAUAUAUUGAUGAGGUCUCAACUCAGAUUAAACAGGCAUGCAGAAUGCUGGAGCGUGACUGCUAGGUCCUAUAUAGGAUAGAUAUCCUUUAGGAUACAUUUUCGGUCAAUUUGACAACAGGUUAUCACUGACCUGAUUGAAAUUUGUAAUCAUUGUUCUCUUCUCCUUCCCUGUAAAAAGAACUGAACCUACAUCAGUUUUGAAUAUUUGUUCUUUCUUGUCUACAACAUCUUCUUUCACAUCUCUGCACUGCAACAAGCUACCCUGAUGAACUACUUUGCAUGCUGGAGAAGCUGUAAUACUUUUCUAGCUUGCAUCCUCCCACUACUUUCUUUGUACAAUUCAGUUGUUUCCUCAUCACCAUUGACCUGCCUUGUUUGACCCAAAAGACCAUUGUAUAUUGCCCAUCAUCAGCCAAACACCGUGUUCUUGAUAGAAAGAAGCUCUUGCUUCUUUAGCAGUGCAUCGGUGCUUCCGUUAUCUACCGAAUUACAUGUUUAUAUCGAAGCCGUCUGCUCUGCGGCAUCGAAGACCGGCCUAUUUUACUCGAACACUUUCCACAUUUUCAAUACCCGUUCGGGACUGGCGUGCCAUCGAGCGUCUAUAACAUCUUGCUCCAUCGCAACAGUAGCAUAUCACCACCACUGCCCCUGGGACACCGAUCCACAUCGCAGUGUGAUAUACAAGUAGGUGUCACCCAGUCCUUAGAGAAACAAAAGUGGACCUGUAAAGCGCAGUGCUGAAUCAAACCUACACGGGCUAACAAACAAGCCACGACGGAACAUACGCAGAAAUAUCCUUUUUGCACGCACAAUGUGCUUUCAAUUCCAAUAUAUCUACAGCUGUACUCAUAUUACUUAUGGUCCCAAAUUUGGCCCUUGUCCUACGCCCUGCCCUGACCGCUGGGUCACGUUCAUCCCCGUAAACAUGGGUGGUCCAUGCAGCUGGUGUAGAGCACCAUACAACCGAUAGUGGCCAUGUCGAGCAUCAAUGACGAAACAUGAGCCACGGUCUUUUAUUAGUACUCUCACACGCACGAAUCGAUGGCGUCAGACUCAUUGCGACCAUUUGUCCUCAGGGGAUAUUGAGCGAGAAGAUUAUCGAUCAUACUGGGUUUAUAAGUCAGGGGGGAUUAUAACCUUCUAUCAUCUUUGAGACUCAGAGCUUUCUCUUUUCGCAGAACUUUGAUGGCUAGACUUUCGAUGUCUAUUUAUUCAUGUGAUGGUUAAACCCGAGGAGAGGGGGGGAAAGGAGAGGGCGGUUGAGAGCUAUACUUUUUUUUCCCUUUUUUUUCCCUUCUUUUUAUGGUAAGGUUUUGAAGUUUAUAGCAUGAAAUGAAGUCCUUGAAGCUAUGUAGUUAUCAUUGUGUGCAUGAUAUAAUUUCCCACUGCAGGUUGACUGGCUAGUUCCGAAUAUUUAACUUAAAUAUUAUCGGGCCAACGGUUUUGUAGCGUAAUCUGUCCAUUUAAAACCCCCUUCGCCUCUUGAUUUGCUAACUCCUUGUUUGUUAUUUAUACUAUUGAUAAAAAAUAUCCAUCUCUACGCUAAUUCAACCCAGAAUAUUGUCUUCUAUGUAUUCUUAGCCGUAAUACUGCCUAUUAUUGGACCUGUCAACACCAACAUACGCCUACUCUUUUGCCUCUCGAAUAUUCUCAUUCCUAGGUGAUACUCAUCCUUGGAUCCUAUCUCCGGGGCGAUAAUCCAGCGGACCUAAAUGGGGAAUUAAAGAGGACAGCGUCGUUCCAAUUGAAUUAUGAGAAUAUCACCGAUGCGGGAAUCGGUGAGCUGCUGAAUAAAGAAGAAGGGGAAAUAAACGCCAGGCGCUGCUGGCAAUUAUAGAGGAGUUCAUAUGGCAACUCUCAUCUUCCUCAUUAUUAACCAAAGAGGUGGCGCCAGCACCCAGGGAGCAAGUCAAAGAGGACAAGUAUCUUAGUAAGUAGUUAUAUGGUUUGUGGUGGGGUGGAUAGCGUAGUGGUAAAAGUGCUGUCCAUGGAAGGCUGUGGGGGAAUGAGACACGAAGGUUGCAACUUGCAGGAUUAAUAUUGAAUCAUGCCUCCAUCAUACGAUUGAUUUUAUCAUAAAAUGAUUUUAUCAUAAUCUAUUGAUCACAUUCAUAUUCUGGGGCCAGUUCUUAGCUACAGAGGGUUAAUCAAUAGAUAGAAUGAUAUUAAGUUCUAGUGUAUGAAGAUUGUCUUUAUAUUCACUUAGAUUUAAUCAGAUUUUGAUAAUUUUCUCUGAACAGUCUAGUUUCGAGAUAUCAAAGAAUCAUAAUCAUAAUAGAUUUCAAAUUAAGAGUAGUGAAAGAAUUCUUCUGAUCAAUGAUGUAGUUACUGUAUAUUACAAAAAAGCUAUGUAAUUGGUAAAAGCCUGUUUGAGACCCUGUAUACAUCUAAAUAGGCGUUUUAGACGAUGUUAC